CUUUUCAUCAUGCCGGAAGCAGCUAAAUCUGCUCCUGCUCCGAAAAAGGGCUCCAAGAAGGCGGUAACUAAGGCGCAGAAGAAAGAUGGUAAGAAGCGCAAACGCAGCCGCAAGGAGAGUUAUUCCAUCUAUGUGUACAAGGUGCUGAAGCAGGUCCACCCGGACACCGGUAUCUCGUCUAAGGCCAUGGGCAUCAUGAACUCGUUUGUCAACGACAUCUUCGAGCGCAUCGCGGGCGAGGCGUCGCGCCUGGCGCAUUACAACAAGCGUUCGACCAUCACGUCCAGGGAGAUCCAGACGGCCGUGCGCCUGCUGCUGCCCGGGGAGCUGGCCAAGCACGCCGUGUCCGAGGGCACCAAGGCUGUCACCAAGUACACCAGCGCCAAGUAAACAGUGAGUUGGCUGCAAACAAUUUAACGGCUCUUUUAAGAGCCACCAUAUGCUCAAUAGAGAGAGCUGGUGGCUGGUUUUGUUUCUGCGCUGGGCCUUCGUAGCUCAUUACAGUAUUUAGUCUGCGAAGUAGACCAAUUACUGAACAGUCCUUUAGGACUUUGCUGUCACGGUAAGCUUGAGAUACGCUAACCUCAAAAAUGUUACCUGACCCUGGCAAAGCUCUGGAACUCCUUGUAACCCUGCCCUGGCUUUUUCAUUGUCGUUUAGGUACUUCGUAUAUUUAAAAGGGUUCAGAUACCAAUUCUGUUACCAUUUAGGGUUAAGUAACGGGGGAGGAGUUAAUUUUUAAAUUCGUAGUAAAUCCAAAUACUCAUGGCUCUGGGACAAAGAAUUGGAUUCCUGAGGGGGUUCAGAGAUUGCGCGGGCAGUUUAAAUUUGCCCGGGCGCCCGCUCAUUCCCUCCACGGCCUGAUUGGUUGCCGGCAUCCAGGAAGAGACCGGGGCUUUCGGUGCGCGGGAGGAAUCCACUUCCUGCUUCUCAGUCUAGCACACAGAAGCUCUUGAAUAAACAUUUUCGGGUAGUUCCUGCUUUUUUCAUUUUUGUCUUUUUCUUAGUGCUUUUUCCCUUUCGAGAAUGAGAUUUAAUUAAAAAUCAAAAUUUUCUUUGGAGAGAAGGGAACUUGAUGGAUGUGAUUUUCAGCCUGAGAAAUACCAGCGCUUUAUUUCUAAUUAGAAUAUUGCUUUCGUUUUGCCCUAUAUCCAUAUAAUAGGAAACAUUGCAAGACUAAACAUGACUAUUUGGGGUCCGAUGAAGGCGAGAAGCUUGAGGGCGUUUAUCUCAAACUUUUUUCUGGAAAAAAAUCCGUUUCUAUUUUAAAGUUGCUUUGGUUGGUAUUUUUAAUGCUAUUUUAACUUUGCCUGGAACCAGUGAAGAAAACCAAAUUCCGCGUCGUUCAGGUUGUCAUAAAUGAGAACCAGGCACUCAACAAACAAUGCUUCUCUGUAUUACGGUUGUUUAAAAUUACGUGUCUCUUUUAGGUCAAAAGCCAUUAUCUAUAAAGUUUGGAAGCUUCCACUAUGGCUGAUUUUUUAUUUAGAUCGUGAUUUUCAAUGAAUUUAAUUUACGUAAAUAAGUUACCUAAUUUAUCUAAAACGGAUCUAAAUUUAGCAUAGUAAUAAUGUCUAAAAGCAAUUAAUAUUUGUUAAAUCCACUGUCAAAUUUACUCUUCCCCUUUGUUGACCCAAAGCCUACCCAUGUUUCAACGCCCACUUCAGCCUUGCCUGCCCUCUGAAAUUUCUUCCCUUUUUUGAGCUUUUUCUAACAGCUUGUCCAGAAUUUGGAAACUGCCUCCAUAGUGUCUCAUAUCUAUUUGAGUUGCUACUAACUGGCUUGUUGUGUGUUUCCAUAUAGAGAAUGUACACUCAUCAUGACAUGAAAAAUAAAGAAAGCAAGAAAGAAAAAAAGUUAUUUUCUUUCACCAUCUCCAUCCCACACUAAUGGUAACCGAGUCCUGUAAAUAAACAGAACAUAAAUGAUUUUUGUUUCUUGUUGUGUCAUGUGUCACGUGAGCCUCCCAUCUUCUCCAUUAAUCCAAAUAAUUAGAUGAUAAUUACCAAGCUAAAUACUUUUUUGGUUGUUUCUUUGUCUUUUAGUAUAUAGCAAUCAGAAUAAAAUCUGUGGAAGAAGGAGAGGGAUUGGAAUAGAAGAGGUCACAAAUCAGGAUGACGCCUUGACUAUUGCCUUAGAUGAACCAGCUGGUUGUAAAGGACUUUUUUUCAAGAUGUUGGUAAUUGUUGAAGCAUGUCUGAUGGACACCUGGAGUCAACAAGGGGUGACAAUGAGAGGAAUCAAGUGCUGGCAAAGAGAAAUUCUGGCAACUGAACUAAGGGAACAAGAAGGCCAUUUGCACAAGGGAGGAGCUCAUAGCAGCAGCGGUCCCCUCCUCCCAUCUCCCAGGCUCGACAAACAAGAAACGCUAUUGCCAUCUUGUGGCCCUUUAAGAAAAUGUAGCUAAUAUUGUUUUGUGGUUUCUACUAGGCAGUCCAUUGCUUGGGUUUAAUAAUUGCAUAUAUAAAUAAUACAAUAAACAAUCCUAUUUCAAACACAGUCCUCAUCUGCCCAGUUCCCCCAUCAAUAACAAAGAACCACGUUUAUUAGUUUCCUGUGUACGCAUCUGGAAUUUCUUUAUACAAACACAAAUAUGUAAGCGUGGAUUCUAUUCUGUCCCCAUUAACAUAAAUGGCCAAUGGCUAUAUUCCUCUCACGGUUCUGCCCCUUGCUUUUCUCAUUAUCUAGCUUGGAGCUCUUUCCUAUUAGUAAGUAGAGUGGCUGAAACUUCUCAGCAGGUGCACCUGAGCCAGUGACCCUAGGAGGGUAACCUGAGACCAAACCUUUUCCUACACUGGCUGCAUCUUCCCUGAAAAUAAGCCUGAUGCUUAUUUGAGAGGAAGCCUGGGACUCUUCGAUGAACCUGGUCCAGAAAGCUCUGGGGUGGCUGAAUUCCUGUUCCCUUCCUGAGAUAGGACUUCCAUGCUUUGUAAUAAGGGAAGUUGAGGUCCUGAUGCAAGUAUUCAUCUUGUCAGUGAGGCCUUCUUUGUCAUCUUUAAUAAUUAAGCUGCCCCAUGCAAAUUUCCUAUCCGUAUUACUAUAUUUUUCUUCAUAAUACGUAUCAAGAUCUGGCAUGCUAUAUACUCUACUUAUUCUUUUGCUUAUAAUCUUCACCAUACUGCCCUCUUCACCAGAAUGUAAGUUCCUUGAGAGAAGUAUUUUUCUGCUUCAGUCUACUUUGAUCACUACUGUAUCCCCAAGCUUCUAGAACGGUGCCUGGCACAAAGUAUAUCUGGAUAAAGUAAUAUUCCUUGGCUCCACUGCUGUUAUGGGAGACCCUCAAAGAAUUUUCUUUACUGGGGCCCUUCCGUGUUUGAGUGUAAAGAAAGGAAAGAAAAACCAGUAUAUAUAUGUAUUAUCAUACAUGUAAGAAUGCAGGAACAUGUAUUGAUGACAAUAACAUAUACUUUGAACCAAAAGAUGCAGAAUGGUGGAAUGGUAUGUUUUAGGAAUCAGUCCAGAUGUGAGUUUUUUCCAAGCAACUUCACCAAAACCAUAUAAUGGG
This is a messenger RNA of Aethalodelphis obliquidens (Pacific white-sided dolphin), 3505 nucleotides long. Its product is annotated as histone H2B type 1-J-like. Gene Ontology annotation, molecular function: DNA binding; protein heterodimerization activity; structural constituent of chromatin. The transcript is spliced from 4 exons. Gene Ontology annotation, cellular component: nucleosome. Lineage: Eukaryota; Metazoa; Chordata; Mammalia; Artiodactyla; Delphinidae. The record is from RefSeq and is a predicted model, not a curated record. The coding region runs from base 10 to 390 and encodes 126 amino acids.